Molecule: messenger RNA, 3159 nt
Organism: Candidula unifasciata
Lineage: Eukaryota; Metazoa; Mollusca; Gastropoda; Stylommatophora; Geomitridae
Source: the annotation of a GenBank genome assembly
AUGUUUGGGAAGAGGAAAGCAACAGAACCUGGGAAACGCAAAGGAGCGGAACUGAUGAGUCAGAUGGGUCUUGGACCCAUUCCUGGAAUUGAAGACACUGGUUCAAUGGGAUAUGGAGAUGACGACGACGAUGAUGAUUUAGAAGCAGAAUUAGCUGCCCUUGCUAAUGAAGGCAUUGAGUCUGUUAAAAAGCCAAGGCCAAAACGAACAGGCAAUAUGGGAGUUGUAGACAUUCAUCAGUUGGCUGCUGUUGGAAUGCAGGAUGUUGAUGAAGAUGUCUCCGACACUGAAGAUCCAGAUUUACUGGCUGAGCUAGAAGAGCUAGAGGAUGAUGUAGAGGAACCUGUUCCUUCAAAGACUCCUCAGAGAUCACCCAUUCCAGCUGCUGCAUCACCAUCUCAGAAGACAAUUACUGCAUCCCCUAUCUUUGAACCUACCCUUUCCUCAGGUGUCGGCCCUGCUCCUGCACCUCGAAAUUUACCAUUGCCUCAGAAAACGCCACCACCAGCCCCUGCAGCAAAACCUAGUCCAGCGCCGAGUCCUAAACCAGCUUCCGCCCCUUUGAGUAGCUCUAGUGGUGGAGGAGGCGGUGCAGUUGCAGUGUUGGAGGAAAGACUUAAUUUAUAUAAACAAGCUUCUGCAAUUGCUAAAACAGCAGGAGACAGUUCAAAACAGCGGAGAUUAGACAGAGGAAUUAAGACUCUGACAGAUUUACUGAAGCAGGCUAAAGCUGGAAAGCCAAUAAAUGAAGAAGAAAUUCCUCCAGCUGUUGCACUGGGAGCUAGUGUUGCUGUAUCAGACGCCUCCAGCCCGUCUGCAAAUUCUGUACCUGCUGGUUAUCCAAUUUCUGCAGCCCCUCUGGCACCACCAAAACCAAGUCCAGUUUCUGCAGCCCCUGUGGCACCGCCAAAACCAAGUCCAGUUUCUGCAGCCCCUGUGGCACCGACAAGACAGACAACAAAACAGAUUCUGCUAACCAGAAGAGACCAGUACAGGAAAGCAGCUCUCAUGGCUAAACAAGAAGGGGACAUGACGAAAGCUGGCCAAUAUGUGAGGAUAGCUAAGCAAUUUGAUGCAGUAAUUCAGGCUGCAGAUGAAGGCAAACCUGUAGAUUUGUCUAAGAUGCCACCAGAUCCUGCUGAAUUAUCAGGAGAAUCGACAAAUACUCUUGCCACCCCAAAGUCGACAGUUCCAGUGCAGAGAGUAAGCAACCAAGCUGCUGGGGAGGACUCAGAAUUUGACCUCCCUAAAACAACAGCUGAAGAAGAGAAGUCAUUAUUCAAUGCUCCAGAUGCCCCCAAAACAAUUAUGGAAGCCUUAACUCAGCGACUAGAGAAAUACAAGACAACAGAGAGUGCUGCCAAAACAGAGGGGGAUAGCAGCAAGGUCAGACGCAUGGGCAGAAUAGUGAAGCAAUACGAGGAUGCAAUCAAGCUCUAUAAAGCGGGAAAACAAGUGGAUUAUGAUAAUCUACCGACCCCACCAGGGUUUGCACCAAUACCAGUGAACACAGCCGCAUCCACAACAUCUCCUCCGUCAACACAGCCAUCAGCAUCCUCUGUUGCGGGCGCUAAGCCUGGACCAGGAGCAGGAGCUUCCAGACCCGCACCAGCGGCAGCAGCCAGACCUGCACCUGCAGGGGCACCCAGUCCUGCACCCGCAGUAACCCCUAGACCUGCUCCACCAGCAAGAUCUGCCCCGGCUGUACCUCAGCCUGGAUCAUCCUCAUCUGUGCCUCGCCAAAUACAAAGACAGAGUUCAAGCCGUCUUCACUCUAGACAGGAGCAGCAGUUAGCCUUCCUCAAAGAAAGAAUGGCAGAGUUCAAACAGGCAGCUAUGAAUGCUAAGAAAAGUCACGACAUAGAGCUGGCUAAGAAGUACAUCCGCAUGAUGAAGGGUAUGGAACCAAUGAUUGAAGGAUGUGAAAGUGGAUUGCCUGUUGAUUUAUCACAGGUUCCUCCUUCUCCGCUAGAGUCUGAGGAUGCAGACAAGUUUGUAGUGGUGUCAGCUGAGGACUGCGAACCGACAGGGGACAGAGAGGAAGUCUUUAAAACACUUCAGGAAGAUCUUGUCAGACAGAUCAGGAUUUGUGUGACAAACGCUCAGCAUUACCAAAAAAUGGGCGAUGUGCCAGCAGCUGCGAAGUUCCAAAAAUUAGAACAGAACAAUCGUCGAGACCUUGAUGCUCUGAAAAGUGCCCAUAGGCAUGGGGACCCAGCACCAAGGUUUCACUACGAGUCACGGACUUUUUCCAUGGUGCAGUGUAACACUGAUUUGGGAGAUACAGAUUUAGAGUUGACAGUUGUAAGAGGAAUACAAUACAACCUGCCAUCAGGGUUUUCAGAGAAAGACAUGGAUACCUGUGUCAAAUAUGAGCUUGGGUUUCCAACAGAAGAGCCUCAGACAGGAAGUACAGGCACGGUCAAGGACACAGUCAAUCCAGAAUAUAAUGAAACGUUCAAACUACAGUUCAACCGGAAGUCAAAAGCACUUUUAAGAUUUGUUGAACGAAAAGGUCUUAAACUUGAUGUCUUGAUUAAAAGAGGGUUUUUCAAAGGGGACAAGCUUUUGGGUACUGUCAAUGUGAAACUGCAACCACUAGAAACCAAAUGUGUGUUACAUGAAAGUUAUGAUCUUAUGGAAGGUCGAAAAUCUGUGGGAGGAAAACUAGAGGUUAAGAUUCGAAUCCGUGACCCAUUAAAGUCUAAGCAAGUGGAUGAAGUCAAGGAAAAAUGGCUGGUCAUUGAUCAGUUUAUUAGAACAGCAGGUUCAAAGAGCCAGGAAGAGAGCAGGGCAGGAAAAACACAGAGUGAUGGGACAUCUUGCAUAGAAGUUUUACGUUUUGAGAAACAGAUGUUAGACAAACAGAUGGGACAGUUGAAGGACAGUCUGAGUUUAUCACAGACUCAGGUUCUCAAACACAAAAGUGCACUGCUGGAGGAGAAAAUUGAGCUGCAGCAGAAGAAACUUAGAGAGGGUGGUAUUGAGACAUGGAAAGCAUACCUGGCUACAGUAAAGACAGAAGCAAUAGCAUUUGAACAAGAAGCAAGGCAAUAUGCAAAACUUGGAGAUGCCCAGAAAUUUGAAACACUGAUGAACAAAAAGAAGAUUGCAGAUAAAGCGAUUCAAGCAAUCAAGAUGAAAAUCCCAGAUGCCUAA